AUGAGAAACCUAUUGAUAUUAUCAUUGGUAGCAGUUGCUUCAACUGCAACAGCCAAGCUAAACGAACAUCAGAAGGAAAAUUUCUUCGAGUACAUGCACUCAAUGAACGAGGGCAAAGAUUUCUUGAGCACAGUUUCAAAGCACAUUAUGGACAAAGUCACUCCAAUGCUCAAGUUUUCUCAUACUCUCAAGUCUUCAAGUUAAUCUACUGGAUCUGAGGUAUCAUCUUGGCUAGGAUGUCAAGCAUGCAAGGCUGGUGUCUACACCCUUGACUCAUCUAUCAGAACUAAGACCAUUACUAAAGCUCUUGAGCAGUUUGGAGUCUUGGUUUGUGAUCAAAUCGAAAAAACUAACAACACUGUGUGCCCCGGUGCUGUUACUGAGAUGGGAGAUAUUAUUGUGCCCACUCUCACAAACUUCCUUCUUUCACCAGAUUACUUAUGUUCACGUGUCCUCUCAUACUGUGACACUGAGUACGUAGAACUCAGUCAAGACGACUAUGUGAAGAGAGUGCUUAGUGAUAAACCAGAAUUCAUCAAGGCUAAUGACUACGUUCACAAGCUUUAUCAAAGUAUUAAGGGAAACAAAAACAGAGCCACUUUCAAGGCAGUCCACUACUCCGAUGUUCACGUUGACCUCUACUAUAAACCAGGAACUAAUGCUAAAUGCAACAUGCCACUUUGCUGCAGAGAAGAAAACGGUUACCCCGCAAACCCGGCUGAUGCCGCUGGACCUUGGGGAGACUAUCAAUGCGACACCGCCCCAGCUGUUUUGACAAAGAUGUUUGAGUUCGUUAGAGAUGAAAUCAAGCCAGAUGUUCUUUUCUGGACUGGUGAUAUGAGUGCUCAUUCUGUUUGGGAAAACUCAAAUGAAGAAGUUGCUAAUGUCAAUAAUAUCAUUGCUAACCAAAUGAAGGCUAUGUUUGGGGAUUAAUUUAAGGUUUACCCACUAUAGGGCAAUCAUGAUGUCUGGCCUGUCAAUGUUCAGUCAUUCAAUGAGCCAAACUAUCUUGUGUAAAAUCUCACUUAAGUCUGGUCUCACUGGCUCAAUAAUGACACUCUCCAAACCUUCAAGAAAGCUGGUUACUAUUCUCAAUAUUUUGAGUUAUAGGGCAAAGGCAAACUAUUUGAGAAGGUUAGAGUCCUUGGAGUCACUACCUAAACUUGCAAUGAGUAAAACUGGUACCUUUGGGAAGUCCUAGCUGAUCCAGGUGAUGAACUUGCAUGGUUAGAAGCCACUCUUAAAGAAAUGGAGCAAAAGAACGAGAUCGCAAUCCUACUAGGUCACAUUCCAACUCAUGGCUGUUUAAGAGCCUGGGGUUCAAGAUUCCAAGCCUUGAUGGACAGAUAUCAACAUAUCAUCAGAUUCGGUCUGUUUGGUCACUCCCACGAUGAGAAGUUCUUCUUGACUAGAUCAGUCAACGUCGAUGGAAACCUGACAAACACCAAACCUCUUUCCUUCAACUCAAUCCUAGCUCCCACCACUACCUACACUGGAAAGAAUCCAAGCUUCGCUGUCUACGAAAUUGAUGAGGAAACUAUGCUGCUUGUUAACAUCACCACUUAUUUCUUCAAUGUCACAAAGGCCAACCUCGGAAAUCCAGAAUGGGAACUGUAUCACAAUCUUCUUGAGGAUUAUCAACUUGAAGACUUGUCUCCCCAGACUGUUUACAAGUAUGCUGAGAGAAUUUUGAAUGAUGAGAAUGAAGCCAAGAAAUUCAACAUGUGGAAUGCUAAGGGAGGUCCAGAUGGCCCAAUGGAUUCUUGCAAUGACGGCUGCAGAAGAGGAAUGUUCUGUGACUUAGUAACUUCCUACACUGAUGACGAGGAUGAGUGUAAUCACGGAGCUCUGAGUAGCAAGAAGAAGAAAGACCCACACUCCCCAACCUUUGGAUUCAACAAGAUGCAAAGCCUCAUCACUUUCAAUGAGGACUAGUUCUAUGAGUUCAUGGCUGACCCCUGGCUAGUUAAGAAGUGA
Stylonychia lemnae is the source of this 1977-nucleotide messenger RNA. NCBI's taxonomy places the organism in Eukaryota, Ciliophora, Spirotrichea, Sporadotrichida, Oxytrichidae. The record is from the annotation of a GenBank genome assembly.